Molecule: messenger RNA, 7201 nt
Organism: Tachysurus vachellii
Lineage: Eukaryota; Metazoa; Chordata; Actinopteri; Siluriformes; Bagridae
Gene: gigyf1b
Product: GRB10 interacting GYF protein 1b
Exons: 25
Coding region: 621-3752 (1043 amino acids)
Biological process (GO): insulin-like growth factor receptor signaling pathway
Molecular function (GO): protein binding
Source: RefSeq, a predicted model, not a curated record
UGAACAGCCAUUUUUGUAAAACACAAACAAGACGAGACAGAAAAACGGCGAGCGUAGCACCAUAAAGAAAAGUAAAUAUUCACUUAAUUAUCGUGUUCGUAGAAGGUAGCUGCAGAAAUUAUAUAUAUUUAAGUCGAUUUUUUCAAUUACUGCGAUGCACGCGCUUGCAAAAGGAAUAAAGUCGUAGAUAAGUGAACGUAAAGGCGUUAGCUUGCUCGGCUAGCAUGCUAACGGGCGCUUGCUAGCUAGCAGCCUCCUGUUUUGUUCGUUUUGCUGAAGGAAAAAGGUCAAACGAGACAGAAAGUCUGGAGUCUGGAGAAAGUGAUCGUAUGAAACACAACUAAACUGCCCCGAAACACUCGCUCAUAUCCACCUCCACUUACAGUGUGUGUUUGUAAAGCAGAACUUUGGCCAUUUUUUUCCCCCUUUUUCCUUCGAGCUCUUCUAUUCAGUGUUUGGCAGCUAUCAGUUGACUGAUCUAGAGCUCAGAGUAGCAUCAAACGCACACACCAACAUACAGCGUCAUACAGCCGCAUACACACACACAGCAUCAUAGAGCAUCAUACAGCAACACUGCUCCUGUGAAAGCAGAACAUUCGAGCCCCAAGGACGAGGAGAACAUGACUGCUGAGACACUUAACUUUGGUCCAGAAUGGCUCCGUGCACUAUCCAGAGGAGGGAGCAUCACGUCUCCUCCUCCUUCCCCAGCAAUGCCAAAGUCCAAGCUGGCCGAGUACCGCUACGGCUGCGAGGAGAUGUUAGCACUUUAUGUCAAAGAUAACAAGGUCCCAGAGGACAUGCAGGAUAAGGAGUUUGCUGCCAUCCUGCAGGAUGAGCCACAGCAGCCCCUGGCUCUGGUGCCUCUGACUGAGGAGGAGCAGAGAAACUUCUCCAUGUCGGUGAACAGUGUGGCCGUGCUGAGGCUCAUGGGUAAAGGGGGCGGGGCUGCCCCGGUGGGCGUAUCCCGAAGCAGAGGGACUGCUAGAGGAGGACGAGGGAGGGGAAGAGGAGAAGGAGGGUUCUACCAAAGAGGAGCGGAGGAGGAGGUGGGAUUCGGGCGCAGCCGAGAGGUGCACCGCAGCCAAAGCUGGGACGACAGAGGCGAGCGCCGUUUCGAGAAGCCGCCGAGACGAGAGGGGGGACGCGGAGGCUUCGAGGACGCAGGGACGGGACGGAAGGAUUACACCCGCUCCGACAGCGAUAACUGGCGCACACUCCGUGAGGAGCAGGACGAGGAGGAAGGAGGUGUUGUAGGAGAAGCAGGCGGGAGCUGGAGGGUGGCUGGGACACGGCGUGAUGACGGAGGCCCGCGCUCAGCCGGGUGGAGAGACCACGUUAACGGAGACGGGCGACGCAGAAAGUUCGACUUUGAUUUCCGGGAAGGUGACGUGGUCCGGCGGAGGUCAGGGAGCGAGGGAGGAGAGGAGGAGAGAGACGGGCUGCCAGAGUGGUGCACUGACGAAGAGGAGGGUGAGAUGGGCACCUUCGAUUCGUCUGGAGCGUUCAUGUGCGUUAAGAAGAGCUCGAGAGACGCCAUCCCUGAAGACCAGGAGCUGGAGUUCGAGGCUCUGGAGGAGGAAGACGAGAUCGAGCGAGAGAGGAAGGACGACUCUGUUGAUAAAGUAGAGGACGUCGAAGCGUCUGGUGCGUUCGAUGACGGAGAGAUAAAAGCUACUGCUUCUCCUCCUCCUCCUCCUCCUCCUUCCUCCAUUUCCAUCUGCGCUCUCAACUCAGAACAGGAACCACACCCACCUUGUGUUGCUCCACCCACAAAGUUUAGCCUCCAGAUGAACGAAGAAGCAGCUCCAGUAGGGGGCAGCACUCAGCUGAGUCGGAGCUCUCCUCCUGCCCGGACUGCCUCCCCUCCCAUCACCCCCGCUGACAUCCUGCCUCCAGGAGGCGACACUGAGGAGGAGGACGGCAUGACGCACAUGCAGCAGGAGGCGGAGAAGAUGGUGGCGUCUCUUCAGGACACGUCUCUGGAGGAAGAGCGUUUUACACAGGCGUUGCAGGAGAGCCAUGGAGUUGCUGUCACUCGCACACACACACUCCCCACCACACACACACACUCCCACCCCAACACACACACCCUGCCUCACUCCGCCGGCGCCCUGCCGCUCACCCACGAGUCGGCCAUGAAGUGGUUCUACAAAGACCCUCAAGGAGAGAUCCAAGGCCCGUUCAGUCCGGUGGAGAUGUGCGAGUGGUUCCAGGCUGGUUAUUUCCUAAUGACUCUGCUGGUGAAGAGAGGCUGUGAUGAAGGUUUCCAACCUCUGGGGGACGUCAUAAAGAUGUGGGGACGUGUGCCUUUCUCUCCGGGACCCUCACCUCCUCCCCUACUGGGUAACAUGGAUCAGGAGAUGUUGAAGAAGCAGUUGGAGCAAGCAGCCACAGCAGCUCUCUACCAGCAGCUCCAAAUCAGAUUUCAACAUAUAAACAGGUACCUGCAUGCGCACACACACACACACAGUCUCUCUCUCUCUCUCUCUCUCUCUCUCUCUCUCUCUCUCUGCUUAACGCUGCCUGUGUGUGUCAGGUGUGGUGAGACAGGAAUGAUGCCUGCUAUGAACCGAUCCGUGCCAGAAGCCUGGGACAUUCAUACCUCAUCCUCACAGACGCCAGGUGCUGAGGUCGGUCUGUGGGAUUUGAACUCACCUCAGGGUCCAACUCUCGAGCAGCUGCAGAAACUCCAGCAGGAGAGGCGUGAAGCUGAACUCAGGGUGAAGAGGGAGGAUGAGGAGCGAAAGCGUCGAGAAGAGAAGAGAAGGCAGCAGGAGGAGCAGAAGAGGAGAGAGGAGGAGGAGAUGUACAGGCGCAAACGUGAGCAGCAGUGUCGUCAGCAGGAGCUUCUGAUGAAAUUGCUUCAGCAGAGUCAGCAGCAGCGGGAGGUGCAGGGAGGUGCAGGCUGGAGCUCGGCCCAGACAGGGUCGCUCUCUCUGGGUAAAGCUCAGGGAAAGAACCUCGGCCUCCUGGAGCAGCAACAGCAGAGAGCUCAGCAGCAGAGGCUGUCAGUGGGGCAGUGGAGUGACAGCUCUGUGGGAAUGUGGACUGGAAUGGAGGGAAAGAUGAGCAGCACCAAUGGCGGCGGCAGCAGCAGCAUGGGCAUUUGGGACGAGGCGAUUAAAAACCAAGUCAACCAUCGUAACAUGGGCAUGAAGCACAGCAUGAGCAGCCCCUCAUUCAGUAGUACUAGCAGCAGUGAGCAGUACAUGCUGAACCGUCGGAAGCGGACAGAAGAAGAGGAGCGUCUGCUGAAGCUGUUACAGGGCAUGAAGCCUCAGCAGGAUGGAUUCACCACGUGGUGUGAACAAAUGCUGCACGCUCUCAACACCUCAGCCAACAGCUCGUCCUCCUCUGUGGAUGUGGCCACCAUCGUGGCCUAUCUAAAGGAAGUGGAGUCGCCGUACGAGGUUCACGACUUCAUCCGUUCGUACCUGGGCGACACGGUCGAAGCCAAAGAGUUCGCAAAGCAGUUCCUGGAGCGCCGCGCCAAGCAGAAGGCCAACCAGCAGAGACAGCAGCAGCAGCUGUGUAAGGAGAUCGCAGGACUGAAUAUGAACUUCCCCUUACAGUCUGUGUUCCAGACGAGCCACAUUAGUAAAAGUGGCAGCAUGUACGACAGUCAGGGAGGGAAAAUGAAGAAGAAACCCAGCCUGAUGCUCCACUCUGAUCCCAGCAUCCUUGGUUACUCGUUUCUGGGCUCGAGCGAGCGGAUGAUGCUGGGAGAGAUGGAGGCGGUGGAGGAUUACUGACCCAGCAGAACCUUACUUGAGUCUACCUGAGGCCUUAAACCUGGAACAAACUAGCAGACGAAUGUGCACCGCUCCCUCCCUCACUCUCUCUCUCUCACCCACUCUCUCGUUAUGUCUCUCGUCCAGACGAGGACAGAGAGUGGAUCAGAGGUACGGUGUGUGUGUGUGUGUGUGUGUGUAGGGAGCUCUCACACCUCUUUGUCUAAGCACCUUAACUAAGCUAUUGCACUUUAUUACCAGAGUUUCAAUAUUUGAAAUUGAGUUGUUUUUUUUUUUUGUUUUUUUUUUUGUUUUGUUUUGUUUUUUUUAAACAAUGCGAAAAUGUGUGAAUAUAUUGUUACAUAUAUUAUGUGUAGAACUGUUUUGUAUACAAAAGUGUGUGUGUGUGUGUUUAAGUACGUUUAUGACGGGAGUGAGAACGCAUUCUCUAAAGACAAACACUGUCGUAUUAUUUUUUUUUUUUGUUGUUGUUUUCAUAUGAAAGCUAUAAAAUUGAAAAACUUGAACAUUUGCACUUGUUUAAGAAAAACGAAAAAGGUUUAAAAAAAAAAAACUAAAAAAACAAAACAAACACAAAGUUAGAUGAGUGAUUAUUUUUCAGAUUGUGUGAGCGAUUUAAAGAAAAGUCUGCACAAAGAACUUUAUUACCGAGCGAUAUAAAGGAAACGCCAUGUUUUUAUUUUGUUCAAGAGAAAUUUUUAUAUUUCGUCAAAGUGUGCGCGUGUGUGUGUUAACUCACUUUCACUUGUACAUAGGUUCUUAAAGAGACAGAAAAGGUGUGUGUGUGUGUGCGCUCUCCUGCCUGCGUCCCGUCUGUGGUGCUGUAUUGCCUUUUUUUCCCUUUUUUAUUUUGGAGGACAUUUGAGUGUUAGGUCUCGUUCCAACCCUGUUUUUAACCCCCUGCUGUCGCCAUCUUAAGCACUACGUCGGCCCGAGCGACAGAGCAGAGUUCACACUCGUUCUGUAUCUGUGAGCGGUGGCUGGAUCUUAUUCUGUCUCCUACUGGCCAAUCUUCCUAAACAGCAGGUUAAGUGGUGAUGUUCAGGUUGGAACGGACCCCGCGUUCCUCUGUUAGCUAGUGUGAAUGAGCACGCAACUCUUUAGCUGUUAUUGCCCUGUGGAGUGACGGAGUGACGGAGUGACAGAGUGCGCACUCGGAGUGAGACGACGAGACGUGUUUAUAGUGUAGCUCUUCUGUUCUCCUCAAAACACCAUGAAACUGUGGAACAUUAUUUCUCUCUAUUUUGGAGGACCAUAUGUGAACUAAUUGCCUUGUGUGUGUGUGUGUGUGUGUGUGUGUGUGUGUGUGUGUGUGUGUGAGAGCGACAACUUUAAUUUUCAUUGCUGUUUAAGAUAAAAAAAAAGUAUGACGGAUUUAUUUUUUUAUUGUUGCAUACAAAGUAUUUGAGACUUCUGUGAUCUGAUUUGGAGCACUUUCAAGGCUGCUACCUUAUUGUUGUCAUAUAGAUUUGUUUUAUUUCAUUUCAACUGUUUUUUUUGUUCUGUUGUGUUUUGUUUUUUUUUUUUGCAACCUUGGGAAGUUUAUUACAAAUGAAUGUAUUGCUAAAAUGUGUAACGGAGCGUCACGACGAGCCCGGCGUCGUCACUCACUUCAAAGUCUGACGGGCUUUUGACCAGAAAAUCCGACAUUUUCGACAUUUCAGGAAAUGUCCUGUCGUUCUUCCAGAACUUUCUCCAGCAGUGAACCUCGGGCCAAUCAGAGCCAAGGACGUGCACCGUGUAGCAGUAGAAGACUUUUCUUUAUUUUUUGUUUUAUUUUGUGGGGACAUUCAAGAAGUGUUUGCGCUCAAACCCCCUUUCUUUAUUUUCUGCCUAAUCUUCAGUGAAGACAGAGACUUUUGAAGUCUGGGCUGAAAAUUAUUAUUAUUAUUAUCGGUACUUGAUCUAGAGGAAUUCUGGAGUAUAUUUUUUACAAAAGAAGAAGAAAAACAAGACGUGUAAGUAGCAGCAAUAAGGACAUGUUAUGUGAACACGUGUGAGGACGCGGGUUCUCCUGGAGACGUGGACUCGAGUCUCGUACUGCAUCCUGGAUGGAAAAAAAGAAAAAAAAGCCCUUCAGUGUCACUUGACCCGUGCGUUUGGUGGACUGGAGUCUCAUACACAGGUAAAAGAUUUGGAGACGUGGUCAUGCAUGUGCUACUGACUCCUCCGAGUGGACUCGGGUCUCCUGCCGUGUUGCGGACAAACGAACUCUUUGUCGCAUGAAGGAAAAUCCAACACGGUCGACGAAACAGUCGGCUUUAACUGAAUGUUUCACAGAAAACUCCCCAGCAGAUCGGCUUCUAGAGGACGCUAGGGCGUUAAACGCUCGGGUUCGGAUAGAAACCCUGCAGAGAGAGAGAAAGAGAGAGAGACUGCUGCAGGUCCUCAAGGAAGAGGAACGAGUGAAACCAGCAAGUUUCAGCGUGAGGAAGUUCCUGCGAAGCCUGGAUCCUGCUGGAAGGAAGACGUCCCGAUCCGUCUGAGGCUCCCGGCCCGCUGAACUCAAACCUCUCGCCUUCUCGCACACUUCCUUUCUGUGUUUUUAAGGCAUGUGCCGACGAUCUGUUAGUGAAUACGUCACGAUACGCCGCAUCCACGGGACGUUAGCCGAGACACUGGUAAACAAACACGACCGCGCGCUAGAAGAGCGGCUGCCGCGCAAAGAGGAAGUCGAGGUCGGUUUACGACGACCAAUCAGAACAAACUAGUACUUUUUUUUUUUUUUUUGCAAAAUCCAAAAUCUCAAUCAUCCAUAUAAAAAUGGUUUAUCGGCACGUGCCAACUAUUUCUCCUUCUUUCCCCUUCUACGUUUCCUUUUAUUUUCAUUUUCCUCUUUUUGGUCAUUUGAUCUAAAAGGGCGGAGCUUAAGUUGAACUCUAUCAUGACAUCACCGGAAUAUUUUAGCUUGCGAACAAAAUUAGCAGCGGAUUUUUAACGCGCUGUGUGAGGUGAAGCCAAUGCUAUCAGAGAUCAUCAGCGUUGCGCUCACGUAGCUAAGCUAGUCGACCUGAGCGACACUGUAAACGUAUGGCCUGAUGGAAUUUCACCUUAAGCUCCGCCCAUUUUGUGUAUAUAAAGUACAUUUUCAAUUUGAAAAAUGUCCCCCCUUUUUUUUUUUAUUGCCAUGCCUUAAACUGUACAGUGGGCAAUUUUCUUAACUUGCUAGCUCACGUGAGCGUGUAUCAACAAUCUGGACGCAGUCGCACCCUCAGCUGUGGGACUCGGCUCUGUACAUUACCGUUUCCAAGCUACGAGAGUUUUUAGGUAUUAUCAAAGUUUGCAGGCAGUUUUAGCAGAAAAGGACGUUUGCCCCGCGCAUACUCGAUCCCUCUCUCCGCCAGCGACAGACGAGUGGACACCUCGGGCACGGAGGGCGGGGCUAGUGGAGUUUACGCUUUGAGAAGAACAAACUAUGUUAAACAGAAAAUAAAGUUUUAAAGCUUGAA